Linderina pennispora is the source of this 963-nucleotide messenger RNA. RefSeq lists its product as uncharacterized. Bases 363 to 821 code for a protein of 152 amino acids. Lineage: Eukaryota; Fungi; Kickxellomycota; Kickxellomycetes; Kickxellales; Kickxellaceae. The transcript has a single exon. The record is from RefSeq and is a predicted model, not a curated record.
UUGAAUGGCUUUGCCCUGCGCAUGUAGCGUGCGAUUCCAUAUAUGCCCGACGCCAGCCGCAGGCACGCCUGCUGGGACAAAGACUCUUAGUAGGAUAGCUAGCAUACUGGUACUGCUUGUGUCCAUGUGGCAUUUGUUCUGGAAGCGUAUAAUGCAGUACAUGGUUGGUGACGGAGCCUGAGACAUCAAUACAGGCUCUGUCGCAGAUACAGUAACGGUAGCCGUCGGCAUAUGGUCAUCAGUCAUGGCAUCUGGAGCAAGGGCUUAGGGAGUUGUGCAUGCCAAUGCAACAAACGUCAAAAGUACUAAGCAUAUGGUGAACGACAAUACGGGUAGUACGAUAGUGAGAAGAAAAGAAAGUGAUGGAUGAAACACAGCUACAAAAGCAGCACAGUCCGAUUUACGCUCCUGGUUUUCGUUUACUUGCGAACGUCAAGAACAAAAUUCUGUGGGCUAUUCAAAAUGAGCAGGAUAUCAGGAGCGUACUUGAAAGGAGCCUCCAUGGCCUGCUACAGUGGCCGAUAGGUGGUCCGGAAAUGCACAGCAAUCGCAUAUGCGACAUACGCCAGCGCCAGCACGCCCAAGGGCACAAGAAUCGCCAGCAUCAAAACCAGGAUCCGUUGCUUGUGAGCGGACGAUGUGUCACAUUGCACACCAAUGCAGUCGCCUGGCUGUGGCACCCCAACGGUAGAUACUGUGCUCGUAUGCUGAUGCGUGGAACCCAAUGUAAUUGGCGAUGUCUCGACCACAAUGACAGGGCGUGUAGUCGUGCUUUCGAAAAUCCAUGCGGUGUGGGUUGCGAGAGCCAUGGCUACGGAUGACCCGGUGGCACUAGAUGCUGCUGGCUGGGGACACACGGACCACGGCACGGCAAGUAGCAGGCAGAAGAGCGAGAGCAUAGAAGCAUACAAGAAAGUUAUUAGACGACAUAAGUGCUAUGAAAGACGAUAAAUGCCAUAUGUA